Molecule: messenger RNA, 1293 nt
Organism: Verticillium dahliae VdLs.17
Lineage: Eukaryota; Fungi; Ascomycota; Sordariomycetes; Glomerellales; Plectosphaerellaceae
Exons: 1
Coding region: 1-1293 (430 amino acids)
Source: RefSeq, a predicted model, not a curated record
AUGACCCGAUCCAAGUACUUGAUCACCGCGGUCCUCCUGCAGGUCAUUACUGGCAGCCAGGCUGCUCCUCAGGCUACUCCUGUUGCUGGCGCUGCCGCGCCUCCGGCCACCUUCACAGCCAACCCAGAUGUCGGGCCCGGCGGCAGCACUUUCAAGGACUCAGCUCACUUCCGCAUCUAUGGAAACGCCAACGCCGCAGAUGAAGCCCUUGCCAUGCUCGAAGGGGCCUUCAGUUGCUUUGUUGAGACUCUCAACUUCAGAUCCACCGGCCUAUCGUAUAACCCUGGAUCCGACGACGGCCCCUACUACAAGACCAACAUUUACUCCGUGCCCGCGCUGAGCGGAGGCGCUGCCGGUGUCAUGCAUUCAGAUCCUGAGCGUGGUCUGGGCUAUGUCGAGGUCUUGCACGAUUUCCUGACCAUUCCUGGCGUCACGAUCCACGAAUACGGCCACGCCCUGCACUAUCACCAGCGCACUUGGGUGCACCAGACCCGCACCGGCGCCUGGUGGGAGACCUUUGCCAACUGGUUCGCCGACACGUACAAGACGUCCGAACUCUGCGCCGAUGCUCGCACCCAGAACGGCCAGUCCGCAUCGCAGACCGAGAUUAACCUCCAGAAGACCAUCGGCGAUUCCUUCCAAGUUCUCGUCGACGGCACCGCCGGCUCGGGCAAUUACUACGAGGCCUGGCCCUUCUUCACCUACCUCACGAACAACCCGGACGGGUUUGCCGGCCUCGGCUCCGACACGCUGCGCCAGCUCAUGCUGCAGUACGAAGAGAACAGCGACGAGACGCCCCUCCACACCCUCGCCCGCGUGUCCGCGAACACCUCGGUGAGCGCCAUCGUCGGCCGCUACUGGGCCCGCAUGGCCUACGUCGACAUCGGCCACCCAUCCGCCCAGGAGCUCUUCCUUGCCCAGCGCCGCAGCCUGAACUACGCCAACGUCGACGCGAGCGGCACCAACCGGUACACCGUCAAGGCCGCGCGCGCCCCCAAGUACAUGGGUGCCAACAUCAUCCCCCUAACCACGUCCGGCGCCGGCACCGUCUCCGUAGACAUCUCCGCCACCGGCGCUUACACUGCCACGCUCGUCGUCUACAGCGGCUCCGCUGGCACGCGCUACGUCGUCGUCGACGGUGCCGGCUCUGUUGCCGUGGAGGCCGGCGAGGAAGUCAGCCUCGUGAUCGCGAACACGCCCGAGGCCUUGGUUCUGUUCGACCCUUUUAACCUGAGCAGCGAGGUGUCGCAGGGCUUGAGCUACUCCUUCACCGUCACUGGUGCUACAGCGUAG